Lactuca saligna is the source of this 309-nucleotide messenger RNA. The record is from the annotation of a GenBank genome assembly. NCBI's taxonomy places the organism in Eukaryota, Viridiplantae, Streptophyta, Magnoliopsida, Asterales, Asteraceae.
AUGAUGCGUCAAGUGAUUGGUAUGAUCAGACACUCAGAAUCCAGAAUCCUCGAGAAGACUGAUCAUGCUGAUCAGACAAAGGAGUUAAGGAUCAAUUCAUUCAAUUUGAAGUAUGUUGGAGCGGUGAAAGAAUUAAAGAACAUGCAAAAGGAACAACAUGCGCUGUUUGUUAUGGACAAUGAUUAUGCUACUCUGAAUAAGAAAGUCGAUAUCAUUUGUGAUGCUGUCACGAAGUAUGUGACGUUGUAUGAAAGCUUUAGACCUCAAAUUACUCAACUUUCUACAACUUUCAAUCAACAAUUUGGGUAG